UACAUGAAUAUGAAAAUCGGGCUCGGAAGUAUGGCGCCGAAGAGCCCUCGUUUCCCCGCGCUUCGCGUGCAGCAACCCCUGAACAUGAAUAUGCACAAGUAGAUACAAUAUGACCAAGGCCUUGCGAGAUAUCGCCCACCGUAAGCUCAGAUAGGCUAAAGAAACUAAGGGAGUGUGUGCCCUGACCCCACAUGAGGUUGUAUGGGGUAAGUUCUUUCAAUUUUCAACCUGGAGUGUUUGAGCUAGGCAGUCCAGAUUGGACCCCACCUCCACACCUGGUUGUAGAAACCCCGCAUUUGGAGCUUGACAGCUCUCCACCAGCUCUAGCUCAUGAGGUAGCUGGAGCCUUGGGGAGGAGUUGGGGUACCCAAAGAUCUGAGAUUCCUCGAGUGUGGAGUGCAGCAAAAUUAUCUUGCGACAUAAGAUAAGACAGAACUCUAUCAUUGUGUACACUCAAUCGAAUAAACAUCGCUUAAUUGUGAGAAUAACAAUAAUGUCCAACGAGAAAAAGAUAAAGAAGGUCAUCGUAGUCGGUGCGGGUCCGUCAGGCCUCCUCCUCGCAAUUCUCCUUGCGAAGCAGGGCAUUGAAGUCGUCAUACUCGAUGGCGCCGCGGAUCUGGACAAGAACCCUAGAGCAGCACAUUAUGCCCCGUCAGCUAUCCGAGAAAUGAAGCGCGCAGGCGUCCUCGAAGAGCUCCAGAAACAAGGCUUCGUUCCCGACUCUGUUUGCUGGCGAAACCCAGAUGGCUCGCUCAUUGCUGGUAUCAGGACAGAUGUGCAUCAUCCCGAGGCCAUGGUGGUGUUGCCGCUGGAUAGAUUGGUGGUCCUGCUGUAUAACCACUUUGUAGCGCUGCCUGGCACGGAAGUGAAGUGGAACCAUAAGGUUGUGGGAAUCGAGCAUGGAGAGAAGGAAGCGAAGGUCAAGGUCGAGACCAAGGAGGGAGAAAAGACCUUUGCUGCAGAUUAUGUGAUUGGGGCCGAUGGCGCGAACAGCCAGAUUCGGAGGUCAUUAUUUGGCGAUAACGCAUUUCCGGGCGAGACUUUGCAAUAUCAGAUUAUUGCUACCAAUGUAUACUACGACUUCCACCAGUUUGGGUAUUGGGAUUCAAACUUCAUCAUUCACCCCAAGGACUGGUUUAUGGCAGCACGCAUCACUACGGACGGGCUCUGGCGCGUAACGUAUGGUGAUACGUGGGGUCUGACAAACGAGGAAUAUCUCAAGAGGCUACCACAAAGAUUCGAGGAGCUUCUGCCGGGGAAGCCGAAGCCGGGAGACUACAAGCUUUACAGCGCGAGCCCGUACAAGUUGCACCAGCGCUGCGCCGAAAGCUUCAGAGUUGGGCGGUUUCUUCUGAUAGCAGACGCUGCACACCUAUGCAACCCAUUCGGAGGUUUUGGUCUAACAGGUGGCUUUGCCGAUGUUACCAGUCUGUAUGACUGUCUAAUGGCCAUCCAGAACGGCCUCACAGACGAAUCUAUCCUUGACAAAUAUAGCGAGGUUAGAAGAAAGAAAUGGCAUGAGCUUGUUGAUCCGAUUUCAAGAGCGAACUUUCGACGAGUUUGGACCGAAGACGCAAGCGCUGAAAGGAACGAGUUCUUUGCGAUGUGCAAGAAAAUGGAAACAGACGAGGCAAUGCGAAAACAAGGGCAGGAGGUGAGUGUCCACAUCUUCACCACCCGGCGACUAGAAUUAACUGAUGGCAGUUAACCCAUAUAUUGAACGAGGACUUCACGCCGUAUUUCUCAAAGCCGAUAGCAACAUGAAGCGGGAUAGCAAACAACAGGUAGCUCAUGUCAUCGAGGCUGAGUAAGAGGCACUUGCCAUGAGCACGGGCGUAGGGAUCUGGUCAAUAAAGUGCAACGCUGUAGAUAAUGUAGAUAUAGCCACCCAAAUUUAAGAACUCCUAUGCAGGACUCCAACACUAA
Messenger RNA from Cadophora gregata, 1926 nucleotides. RefSeq lists its product as uncharacterized. Gene Ontology annotation, cellular component: mitochondrion. Gene Ontology annotation, molecular function: FAD binding; oxidoreductase activity. The transcript is spliced from 4 exons. The record is from RefSeq and is a predicted model, not a curated record. NCBI's taxonomy places the organism in Eukaryota, Fungi, Ascomycota, Leotiomycetes, Helotiales, Ploettnerulaceae. Bases 494 to 1708 code for a protein of 404 amino acids. Gene Ontology annotation, biological process: ubiquinone biosynthetic process.